CUCCUCGGCUGCUACCCACUCAUCUUUGCCCUCAUUCGUUGGUUUGCCAUUCUGUGUAGCACGAACCUUCCUGUGCCGUGGCGAUGUCUGCGACAUCUCAUGGCUCUACUACUACUUCCCUGCGAGCCUUAUCUGUAUUAUUAUCUGUGUUUGCAGUUCUUGUUGCAGAUGUAGGGGGGCGGCAUCAUGUUGUUUGUCCUCCUUUCUCCUGCGGUGGUUUGAGCAACGUAUCAUACCCCUUCCGUCGGCAAGGUGAUCCACAUGGGUGUGGUGUUCAAUCGUACGAGCUGGUUUGCACGGAGACCAGUGCUACGAUCCGCAUCGGCAGUGGAACAUACAACGUGCUUGGCAUCGACUACACAGGUUCUUACUUCUUGGUUGUUGACGUCAAUUUGGGCAUGCAAAAUAGUUGCCCCCUUCCGCGGUGGGAUUACGGACCUUAUUAUUAUCAUCAUCACUACUAUGGCAAGUCACAUGGCAGCAUUGAGCUGUACCCAACCUGGAGUGGUCCAUGGGCUACCUUUAUGAAUUGUUCGCAGGAAAUAAAGUACAAUGAUUCAUGGCCGGUCAAAUGCCUGAGCACAGCAGAUUCUUUCAUCUACGUGUCAAUAAGGCCCGACUAUAUUGCCGUCGAAGCUGAGUAUUUUGCGCCCUCAUGCGGUUUCCUGGCUAUGACUCCAUUGGGCGGUCCAGAGACGAUGCCUGAGAAUGAAAGCUAUUCAAAUGUUUUUGAGGGAAGCUAUAUAGAUGUUAUUAAGCACAUGAGGAAAGGAUUCGCUCUUCGAUUUCCUUUUAAGGCUGGUCGGAACAUCAGAGACUGCCUCGCAGAGUCGAAGCGUGUAUUUCGUUAUAAUUUUCGUAACGAUGGCACCAAGCAUCGGACUUCGGACAUUCUUACAAUUGAUCUAGAUUUCUGGUACUGUGUUACUGAGCAAUUUAUGUCAGCUAAUCGUGCGGCAUCUUUUCUCCGCAACAUCAUCAGUACAACACUACCGGUUGCUAUGUUGGUUCUCCAGUUUAUUCAUGUUCUUAUCAGGUACAUAUUGGUGCCACUAGCAUUGUUUGCCUUCCUUGCCCAUAGAUACUGGAAAACAAGAAUAACCAUCGAUGCAGUCGAGAAGUUUCUACGAAUGCAGCAAAUGCUUGUAACAACGAGAUACGCCUACACAGACAUCAUUGCGAUCACAGGCCAUUUCAGAGAGAAGCUCGGCCAAGGAGGCUAUGGCUCCGUAUACAAGGGUGUGCUGCUGCCAGGCGGCGUUCCCAUUGCUGUCAAGAUGUUGGGCAGCUCCAGCUGCAACGGAGAAGAGUUCAUCAGCGAGGUCGCCACCAUUGGCAAGAUCCACCAUGUUAAUGUGGUGCGCCUCAUCGGGUUCUGCUCCGAGGAAACGGUCAGGGCACUCAUCUACGAGUUCAUGCCCCGUGGGUCUCUCGACAAGUACAUCUUCUCGUCAGAGAAGAGCUUCUCGUGGGACAAGCUCAACGACAUUGCCCUGGGCAUUGCUAGAGGUAUCAACUACCUGCACCAGGGGUGUGACAUGCAGAUCAUACACUUCGACAUCAAGCCGCACAACAUCCUUCUCGACAGCAACUUCGUCCCAAAAGUUGCUGAUUUUGGGCUCGCCAAGCUGUUCCCAAGGGAUAACAGCUUCGUGCCGCUGAGCGCUAUGCGGGGAACGAUCGGCUACAUAGCUCCGGAGAUGGUGUCACGGAGCUUCGGCGCCAUAUCCAGCAAGUCCGACGUGUACAGCUUCGGGAUGCUGUUGCUGGAGAUGGCCGGAGGGCGCAGGAACGCUGACCCGCAUGCUGGGAGCUCCAGCCAGGCGUACUACCCAUCGCUGGUGUAUGGCCAAUUGACCGGGGAGCAGGUUGGGGAGAUUAGUGAAGAUGUCGACAUGCACGAGUUGGAGAAGAAGAUCUGCGUUGUUGGGCUUUGGUGCAUCCAGAUGAAGCCUUGUGAUCGGCCGACCAUGAGCGAGGUCAUAGAGAUGCUCGAAGGGGAUGCGGGCACUCUGCAAAUGCCCCCGAGGCCGUUCUUCUGUGACGAGGAGAUGCUUCCUGAAGUGGCUCCGUACUCUCUGUCCUCCGAACUGAACGUGAUUGAGGAGGAGGAUGAGUGAAAUACUUUGUUCCUGCGUGUCUCAAAUGCAUGUAUGAAGACAUAUGUUUGUCCGUUUGUAGCUUGUCAUACUAAGCUCAGGGUUGUCAGUGUGUUAGACAGGAUUGUGUAGUUUCCUAAAAAGAUCUCUGAGGGGACAAGUUGUUUUCUCUUGCCUCAUGAGUAUUUGGCAGCUAUGCUUAAUAUAAUGCAGAAAUAUUGAUGCUUAUUAGCAUCACGUACUGCCAUUUAAUGUUUUAUCA
This is a messenger RNA of Panicum virgatum (switchgrass), 2361 nucleotides long. RefSeq names its product rust resistance kinase Lr10-like. Lineage: Eukaryota; Viridiplantae; Streptophyta; Magnoliopsida; Poales; Poaceae. Bases 84 to 2120 code for a protein of 678 amino acids. Gene Ontology annotation, molecular function: protein kinase activity; ATP binding; polysaccharide binding. The transcript has 3 exons. Gene Ontology annotation, biological process: protein phosphorylation. The record is from RefSeq and is a predicted model, not a curated record.